This is a messenger RNA of Tyto alba (common barn owl), 2696 nucleotides long. It is a transcript of the gene SSRP1, whose product is annotated as structure specific recognition protein 1. The record is from RefSeq and is a predicted model, not a curated record. Lineage: Eukaryota; Metazoa; Chordata; Aves; Strigiformes; Tytonidae. Gene Ontology annotation, molecular function: nucleosome binding; DNA binding; histone binding. Gene Ontology annotation, cellular component: FACT complex; nucleus. The transcript is spliced from 17 exons. Bases 308 to 2431 code for a protein of 707 amino acids.
GGCGAGAAUCGGCCGCUCUCGCCUCCCCCGCGUCUAUGGCGGGGCGGCCGCGGGACGCUGCGUCCUCUCUAGCCGGAGUCCUCCCGGCGCCUCUAUGGCCCCGCCCACGCCGCGGCCGAGCGGUCCUCCCGCGGCGGCGCCCAGAGAGGCUCCUCUCUAUGGCGGAAGUGGGGGCGACUUCCGGCGGCGGCGGUGGCGGCGGGGGGAGGCUCCGCGCGAGCUGCGCUGUCCCCGUGGGUCACCGCGCAUGAGGGGGGGGAGCUGAGCCCCUUGCUGCGCUUGGCCGCCCGCGCCUCCCCCAGCUGCCAUGGCCGACACACUGGAGUUCAACGAGAUUUAUCAGGAGGUGAAAGGAUCCAUGCAGAACGACGGGCGGCUGCGGCUGAGCCGCCAAGGCGUCAUCUUCAAGAACAGCAAGACGGGGAAAGUGGACAACAUCCAGGCCUCGGAGCUGGCCGAGGGCGUGUGGCGGCGCGUGGCGCUGGGCCACGGCCUCAAGCUGCUCACCAAGAAUGGCCACGUCUACAAAUACGAUGGUUUCCGGGAAUCGGAGUUUGAUAAACUCUCAGAUUUCUUCAAGGCCCACUACCGCCUGGAGCUGGCGGAGAAGGAUCUGUGUGUGAAGGGCUGGAACUGGGGGACAGUGAGGUUUGGAGGGCAGCUGCUCUCCUUCGACAUCGGGGAGCAGCCGGUGUUCGAGAUCCCCCUCAGCAACGUCUCCCAGUGCACGACGGGCAAGAACGAGGUGACGCUGGAGUUCCACCAGAACGAUGACGCCGAGGUCUCGCUCAUGGAGGUUCGCUUCUACGUGCCCCCCACCCAGGAGGACGGCGUGGACCCCGUGGAGGCCUUCGCUCAGAACGUCCUCUCCAAGGCAGAUGUGAUCCAGGCCACCGGCGAUGCCAUCUGCAUCUUCCGCGAGCUACAGUGCCUGACGCCACGCGGGCGGUACGACAUCCGUAUCUACCCCACCUUCCUGCACCUCCACGGCAAGACCUUCGACUACAAGAUCCCCUACACGACCGUGCUGCGCCUCUUCCUGCUCCCGCACAAGGACCAGCGGCAGAUGUUCUUUGUGAUCAGCCUGGAUCCCCCGAUAAAGCAAGGCCAGACCCGCUACCACUUCCUUAUCCUGCUCUUCUCCAAGGAUGAGGACAUCUCCCUGACCCUCAACAUGAACGAGGAGGAGGUGGAGAAACGCUUCGAGGGGCGGCUCACCAAGAACAUGUCAGGCUCCCUCUACGAGAUGGUCAGCCGAGUCAUGAAGGCGCUGGUGAACCGCAAGAUUACCGUGCCUGGCAACUUCCAGGGGCACUCGGGAGCCCAAUGCAUCACCUGCUCCUACAAGGCCAGCUCGGGGCUCCUCUACCCGCUGGAGCGGGGCUUCAUCUAUGUGCACAAGCCUCCCGUGCACAUCCGCUUCGACGAGAUCUCCUUUGUCAACUUUGCCCGUGGGACCACCACCACCCGCUCCUUCGACUUCGAGAUCGAGACCAAGCAGGGCACGCAGUACACCUUCAGCAGCAUAGAGAGGGAGGAGUACGGGAAGCUCUUUGACUUCGUCAAUGCCAAGAAGCUGAACAUCAAGAACCGAGGCCUCAAGGAGGGCAUGAAGCAGAGCUACGACGAAUACGCCGACUCCGAUGAGGACCAGCACGACGCCUACUUGGAGAGGAUGAAGGAGGAGGGCAAGAUCCGGGAGGAGAACGCCAACGACAGCAGCGACGGCUCUGGGGAGGAGACAGAUGAGUCCUUCAACCCUGGAGAAGAGGAUGAUGAUGUGGCUGAAGAGUUUGACAGCAACGCCUCGGCCAGCUCCUCCAGUGGUGACGGUGACAGCGACCGGGACGAGAAGAAGCCAGCCAAGAAAGCCAAGAUCGUCAAAGACCGCAAGCCCCGCAAGAAGCAGCUGGAGAGCAAGAAGGGGAAGGACCCCAACGCGCCCAAGCGCCCGAUGUCGGCCUACAUGCUGUGGCUGAACGCCAGCCGCGAGAGGAUCAAGUCGGACCACCCCGGCAUCAGCAUCACGGACCUGUCCAAGAAGGCCGGGGAGCUCUGGAAAGCCAUGUCCAAGGAGAAGAAGGAGGAGUGGGAUCGCAAGGCUGAAGAUGCCAGGAGGGACUAUGAGAAGGCCAUGAAGGAGUACAGCGUGGGCAGCAAGUCAGAGAGCUCCAAGGCGGAGAGGUCGAAGAAGAAGAAGAAGAAGCAGGAGAAGCAGAUGAAGGGGAAGGUGGAGAGGAAAGGCGCUGGCUCCAAGUCUCUGUCCUCUUCCAAGUCCCCCGCCAAGAACAUGAGCGAGAGCUUCAAGAGCAAGGAGUUUGUCUCCAGCGACGAGAGCUCCUCGGGGGAGAGCAAGAAGGAGGACUCGGAGGAGGAGGGGGUCGCCAGCUUGCCCCCCAGCUCGGAGGAAUCAGCGUCUGGCUCGGAUUAGCCCCGUCCCUCUUGAGUUCUCCGAUCGGCGCGAGGAGGGGGUGGCCCAGCCGCCCCCCCCACCCCUGCAGGGACCUGGCUCUUGGCCCCCCGCCCCCAGCUGCUCUGCACCCUCCUGCUGUGAUGCCCGGAGCAGGGUGGGCGUCCCCCGGCCCCCCCCCCCCCCCUCCCCGACUGAGCCCGCAGUGCCUGGGGGGGGAGCGGGGCCCUGUGGGGGCAGGAGGGCCCCACCUCAGCCCUGUUUCGCAUCAAUUUAUUUUUUUAAA